AUGGCAUCAGUUCGUAAGAGUUUACAGGGGCUAGACAGCUGCACAGCAGAAGGUGGGCGCGGAUUUGAUGAUCUAUUAUUGCUCCUUGACAUGCUGGUGAAGUAUGGGGCCAUUGAGUCUGUAAUUGCAGAACUCAAAAACGACUUUAGAUACCUAAAACAGUACACCAAAAGUGAUUACAAGGUAAAUGAUUAGUGCCUAUAUGGAGUCUGCCCAUGCAUUUUCAUUGUGUGAAGGUGUAACCGCAUGAUUGACUCGUUCACAGAUCCACUGCUCAUUGGCUAGUACUAUUCCUGACCACUGCAGAGUAUUUGCACUCAGUGAUGCUGAAAAGGAGAGCUAUUGCCACCACUGUGAUCAUCAACAUAAUCAAUGUUGUGACAGCUGCGAGACCUUGAAGACUGUAUGUAGCCAGUAUUAAGUAAACCCGGCCUAGGGCAAAAUAAUCCUAUCUAAUUAUAUCUUAUAUCUCUUUUAGUCUUUAGACUCAGUUUUGACCUUUAUCCAGUCAACCAACCUUCAGGAUGACCUCCUAUUUAAUGCAAGAACUGAAAGUGACGGAGUCCGUUCCUGGAAGGCUCACCAGCUGCGCAUGGUUCACCAGGAUACAGCCGGGACAGAUAUCAUCGAUAGUCUUCAGAACGACUCAGUGCUGAUCACACAGGAUUUCACCAUGAAGUUCUUACCCACCCAGUACAGGGAAAUGCAGGUUGAUUUCUUUGGUAAGAGAGGUAUCUCUUGGCACUUGACAGUUUGUCAGAGCAAACAGCGAGGGGAGCUGGUCGCGCAGACGCCUGUGCAAAUAGUUGAAUCGGGUCUACAGGACAGCCACAUUGUAGUAACUGUGAUGGAGCAUGUACUGAAGACCUUGAAGCAGGAACACUCCAAGUUAACCAGAGUUGUCUUCCACCAAGACAACACAGGGUGCUAUCACUGCACAAAUACCAUUCUAGCCAGCAAAAUAUUGCGUAAGAGAACGAACAUGGAUCUCUACCAGAUUGAUUUCAGUGAUCCACAAGGUGGUAAAGGUCCAUGGGAUAGGAAAGCAGCGCAAAUCAAGACGCACGUGAAGCAAUACACGAUACAUUAA
Molecule: messenger RNA, 1090 nt
Organism: Porites evermanni
Lineage: Eukaryota; Metazoa; Cnidaria; Anthozoa; Scleractinia; Poritidae
Source: the annotation of a GenBank genome assembly